AUGGGAAGGUGUCUGGUCUCAACCACUGGCGAUUCCGCCAGAUUUUGUCAAAUACCCAGAUUAAUGCAAUCAUUACACCACCCAAAGCAAUCAAUUCCAAAGGGAUUCAGUUCAAAUUCUCAACCUCUGAGAGGUUUCCAAAAUGGGUUUUGUAGGACUCUCUCCUUCAGCAUUAAACCCACAAGAACAUUGUGCACAAAGGCUGUGUUAUCAGAAAGACAGUUCUCCAGAGUUGGUGCUGAAUCUACUGGGCCUAUUCCAUCCAGUCAACUCCUCGAAGUAGUUGAAACUGCGGCUAAAACUGGUGCUAAGGAGUGGAAAGAGAAGAGACUGAAUGUUUAA
Ilex paraguariensis (yerba mate) is the source of this 342-nucleotide messenger RNA. The record is from the annotation of a GenBank genome assembly. NCBI's taxonomy places the organism in Eukaryota, Viridiplantae, Streptophyta, Magnoliopsida, Aquifoliales, Aquifoliaceae.